UAAAGUCUCUUUUUUUACACAAAACCAGUAAUCUGAGACAUAUUUCAGGGCUGGAUGAUCUAAAAAUAGGCAUUCUGUAAUGUUUUUCAGGUUGGCAACACCAGGCUGAAGUCUAAGACAUUACAGAGAAACAUUAUUGUGGCUGGUAGUUCUGGUAUCAAAGUAUUGGCUGGUGGGACUACAGAGGAAGAUCUGUCAUUAAGUGGCCUACAUUAUUUACUCAUCUUUGUACUGGCACUUAUUUGUGGAAUUUAUUGACACUGUCAAACAGCUGACAUUGUUGGACUGCUUCUCUAUAAAAUGAAACAAGUUUGAUUGACAGCUUCUGGACUCACAGUUUGCUUUGCAGUCGAUCCCUGUAUGUGGAUGUUACUGCAUUCCUACAGACACGUUUUCAUAUGGUCACAUAGAUAAUUUGAUCAUCUACAUCAACGUGGCAAAACUUGUUAGCAAGUUACUGCUAGUGUUGUAUGGCUUGAAAAAUAGCAUAAAGGUCAGCAUAAGGUUCUAACAUCUAGCAAAACAGUAAGUUGUGUGUAGCAGAAGGUCGUAAAAGCUAGCAAAAACAGCAAGUUGUGUCUCAAUAGGGAAUGAAUCAGGAUGGAAAAGUGACGUUUAAUUGCACAAAAUUGGAAUUUGAUGAUUUUUGAUACACACAUUGCCUUCCAAGAAACAAGUCAAUAUUGUGAUAUCAACAGAUGAAAGUUGAGAAAUGUCAGAAACUUGAGUGUAAUUUAAUAGCAAUCAAAUGUUCCUGAAAAUGAAUCAUCCUACAACAUUUUGAAAUUCAGGGAGUUUUUGUGUGGAAUUCAAUUGUUGGGAUUUGGAACAGAACAAUGGCAGCUCUAUAAUUUGAUAAAUGGAAGAAAUAGCUACAGAAUUUUGUGAGAUUUCUUUGAAUAAUGUUAAUUCUGCAUUUGAGAGAGAUCACGCAAGUCUGCGUAAAUCACAAUGUCUCCAGUUGUCACAAGUAAUUCAUUUCUACAGCAAAUAAUGAAAAUCUGAACUGAAAAAGAAUUAUUGGGAAGGGGGAAAGAUGUAUUUACAUUUCGAACAAAACAUUUCCUCACGUACUGAGUGUACAAUACAUUCUCUGUCAUGGAUGGGAAAGGUUCCAGACUCGUUGUUGCCGGGAGAUACAAGUGGUGGCUGGAAGUUGAACCGUAGUCAGUAUUACAGUGAGGGAUGGUUGGCAAGCGGCAACGCAAAGGGUAUUGUAGGUGCGACUUUUACAGCGAGUCACUGCAGAAAAUACGAUCCUCCAAACAGAUCCAAUUUUAAUCUUCGUGGCCAUCGAUCAGAGGUUGUUCUAGUGAGAUGGAAUGAACCAUAUCAGAAGUUAGCUACAUGUGAUGCUCAGGGAAUUAUUUUUGUUUGGAUCAAACAUGAAGGAAGAUGGUCUAUAGAGCUCAUCAAUGACAGAAACUCUCAGGUGACAGAUUUUGCUUGGUCCCAUGAUGGACGAAUGGCUUUGAUUUGUUACUGUGAUGGCUUUGUGUUGGUUGGUUCAGUGGCAGGUCAGAGAUACUGGUCCUCUAUGCUCAAUCUGGACAAUACCUCAAUUACCUGUGGUGUGUGGUCACCAGAUGACCAGAAGGUGAUGUUUGGGACUACAGAUGGACAGAUUAUAGUGAUGUCAUCACAGGGUGCCAUGGUUACACAGGUCACUGUGUUAGAAGGCAUGGAGAUAACUUCCAUUCUAUGGUCUUGUGAGAAAUUCAACAUGGAAGAAGAGGAGAGUAACCAUGACACUGCUCAGUGUGAACAAGGACAUGACAAUAGCGCAUCUACACCAGCAGACAAGAGUUAUACAUUAGCUGUCUGUUUCAAGUAUGGUGCCAUAUAUUUCAUGACGAACUAUGAUGAUGUCUGUCCAAAAAUUGUACAUAGCAUGCUAACUGGUUUACGUAUGGACUGGUCAAACUGUGGACAGUACCUGGCUGUGGGAGGUUUCACACGUCUACCAAAUCUGCUAUGUCAGAAUGAGAUCCAUUUUUACACAGCUGAUGGAGAACUAGUUCACUGGGUCUCUGUACCCACUCAGGGAAAACCUCUUACAGCAUUAUGUUGGGGACACAGUGACCGACGUUUAUUUGUGGCUGCAGGUCAUUGUUUACAUGUAGCCUGGAUUGUGAAACAUGUGCCAUCAUUACAAUACCUGUGUCAGCGAAGUGUCCAAUGUCUGGUACGCAGUGACUACAAUGUGGAGAAGUUGCCAUUACCUGUGAAGUUAUGCUCAAAUGUUCAAGCUCUCUUUACACCCACAAUCAAGAGCUAUAUUCCUGAUCCAUUUAAACUGCGAGCCUUUGUGAGUACCCCACCCCCAGGAUCGGAGAGAUUGUUUUGUACGAUGAUACAUCACGGAGAGGAGACAUCUGGUGGCCAUUAUACACUCUACCUGGAAUACCUUGGAGGCCUCAUUCCGUUACUGAAGGGGAAACGAGCCAGCAAACUGAGACCAGACUUUAUCAUCUUUGAUCCAAGGAUUAAAGCUACAAAAACUUUAAGAAAAGAAGGUGAACCUGAGCAGAUGUUUAAUUUUGAGGCAGAUAUACUGAGUGAUACAUCCUCCUCAGACAGUGACAUUGAGCUGGAUGGAUGUGGUGGAAGCCCGAGGGUGCCUCGCAGAAAGAGGCUCAAACAUUUCCGACCAGGGAAGGUUGAGAGAAGUACAACAUUCCGAACCCUGAACGAACUCUUCUAUAAUGAUAACUUACCUGAGAGCAGUAAACUGGUGGAGGUGAUGUCCAAUAUCUGGGGCACAAAGUUCCGUAUAGUUGGUACAGCAGCUCACCUGCCGGAGGAUCUUGGUAAUGUGUUGUACAAGACAAGUCUGUUACACCUUCAGCCAAGACAGAUGACAGUUACAGUCACUGAACUGCCACGUGACGAUUCUCUCCUAGCUCAGGAUCGUAACUUCACACCAGCAGGAGUUGGCGAUGACGACUCUGAUCAACUUUCUCUGUUAGAUGGUCUGCUGUCAGGUGUACAUAAUGAAUAUUAUAUGAAGAACAACAUUCCUACACACCUGGAUAAUCUGACCAAUCAGGACUCGGAGAUUAUCAGUGUGGAUGUAUUGACCAAUCAUGUUGAGUUGUCUGAGCCUGCAGACAGUACCUCAGACAAUGGGUCAACUGUCAACUGUUACCCUGACAGACAGAAAUCUGUGUGUAUGAAAACAAAACUUUCCCCAGCCUCAGAGACCCACCCUCAGAAUAAUCAUGCCUUUAACACGGGGGAGGAUCCUCUGAUUAUUAAUACAUGUAGUUAUGGUGGGGCACGCCCUAAAGUUCCACUCCAUUCUUCCUACACAACCAGUCAGUCGGUGACUGAAGAAUCUAUUGUUUUAGGUGUAACAGUGAACUCGAAUCAUCUUGGCAAUUCAAAACACUACACAACACAAGAUAAUGGUGCUAAGUCAGUGUCUAGUCACAGUGAAAAUAGUGCAAAAGGUCAAGUAUCAGAUCAUUCUGUGCAUGAAUCAAAUAGUGCAAUAGUUGGGGACUACUUUUUUGCCAAUGGGAAUGCGAGGGAUUCCCGUAAAAGCAGUUCUCAAUCUGAAUCACCGGAUAGUGUUCAUAAACAUGUUCCAAGUUUUGUUGAUCGGUUUAUACGAUCAGACAAAGUAGAUAAUGUUCCUCGCUGGGCCGACCCAGCGUGCCAGGGUAUAAAGUUUGCUGAUGAUGAUGAGCAGAGUGUGAAGGAUUUGGCGUUUGAAGGAAAUAUAGUGUUUGACAGCAGUCAGGUGCUCACCCCAACCUCCGACAGUCAGAAGAGGCUGUAUCUGGAAGGGUGUCCUGAACCUGAUGCUCCAGUGCCUGAUGAUGAUGAGGCAGAAAGUAAACAGGAGUCAUGUGACCAUAGGAAGCUAUCACAUGAUCUCAAAAUGACCAGUGAAGAAAGUGUAUUGACUUCCAUCGAUAAUGAAGUGAUAGGGUCUAUAAAUUUAGGGUACAUUAAUCCAGAAGACAAUCUGCACAGUGACAGGGAGGCACAAAUAAAUGGGAGAACUAUAACUCCAAAUGGAUUAGAAAAGGAAUAUACAAUGCUCAAUAAAAAACGAAAAUCAUCACUUCUCAGUGAUUUUGAACGUUUAGAUAUAACACAGACAUCGUCUUUGCCAUCCUCCCCGCUACACAGACUACAUAAACCUGACUCGCCAACAAAAAAAUUGAAAGAAGAAGUGAUGCGGGGAGGAAAAUGUAAGCAUCAUAGUCCAUUGUUCAAGCGUAAAUCAAAAUAUCCCCGGUCCAUGGAAACAUCAGACGAUGACUUCAGUUCCUCAUCGGAGGAUGUGCGCUUAUCGUACAACUACAAAAAUCUGGAGUCUUUCCAGAAAGCUCAGUUAAAACACAAGCUGAAGAAAGCCCUGAGUAAAGGGGAAGACAGUAAAAGUCGUUACCGACAGUUUGUUCUACACAACAAGGCUCCAUUAUGGAAUGAAAAUAGUCAAGUAUAUCAACUAGAUUUUGGUGGCAGAGUCACUCAGGAGUCCGCAAAAAACUUCCAAGUUGAACACAGAGGAAAACAGGUGAUGCAGUUUGGGCGUAUAGAUAGUAACGCUUACACCCUGGACUUCCAGUAUCCGUUCACCGCCAUACAGGCAUUUGCUGUUGCACUGGCAAAUGUAACACAACGAUUGAAAUAAACAUUGGGAUUGCACCCUUCAUCAUUUUAUGCUAGUCUGAUCAUUUUAUAUUUCUCAUAUGUCAGUGCAUUUACACAGUUACAGAUAUAUUCAGUUAAAUGAUAUUAGUGCAGUAACAUUCGGUUAAAUGCUUAAGGUUUAAGGCUCACAUAUUCUAGAUGGUAAAAAACAGAAUAUCAGGAAAAAUAAUCUAUGUAGAAAAUAACAGUUUUCCUUCUAUCAUAUCAGCAAAUAAUGUAUAUACAACAUUAUAGUAACUACAUUUUAUAGUUGCUUGAGUAAAAUAAACCAACUUUAGUAUUACACUACAGUAAAACACCAGUCGCUAAAAGCCAUAAGGGGAGAAGCAAAAUGCUUUUGUGAUCUGAGGCUUCAAGGUAUUUGAAGUUUUGAGUUAUCCAGGGUUUUGAGUCAUCCGGGGUUUUGAGUAUCCAGGGUUUCAAGUUACCUGGGGUUUUGAGUUAUCCUGGGUUUCAAGUUUUUGAGUUAUCCAAGGUUUCAAGUUAUCCAUGGUUUUGAGUUAUGGGUUUCAAGUUAUUUGGGGCUUUGAGUUAUCUGGGUUCAAGUUAUCCAGUGUUUAAAAUUACCUAGGGUUUCAAGUUAUUCAGGGUUUGAGUUAUCCAGGGUUUUGAGUUAUUCAAACAUAGAUAAUGUAAGAAAUACAGCUGGUGACCAUAUGAAAUGAUUGAGUCAGCCCUGGUACUUGUGUCGUUGAUGCUUGAGUCAGCAUCAGCCCAGGUACUUGUGUAGUUGAUGCUUGAGUCAGCAUCAGCCAAGGAACUUGUGUCGUUGAAGCUUGAGUCAGAAUCAGCCCUGGUACUUGUGUCAUUAAAGCUCGAGUCAGCAUCAGCCCUGGUACUUGUGUCGUUGAUGCUUGAGUCAGCAUCAGCCCAGGUACUUGUGUAGUUGAUGCCUGAGUCAGCAUCAGCCCUGGUACUUGUGUAGUUGAUGCUUGAGUCAGCAUCAGCCCAGGUACUUGUGUAGUUGAUGCUCGAGUCAGCAUCGGCCCAGGUACUUGUGUCGUUGUUGCUCGAGUCAGCAUCAGCCCUGGUACUUGUGUCGUUGAUGCUCGAGUCAGCUUCAGCCCUGGUACUUGUGUCGUUGAUGCUCGAGUCAGCAUCAGCCCAGGUACUUGUGUAGUUGAUGCUCGAGUCAGCAUCGGCCCAGGUACUUGUGUCGUUGUUGCUUGAGUCAGCAUCAGCCCUGGUACUUGUGUCGUUGUUGCUCGAGUCAGCUUCAGCCCUGGUACUUGUGUCGUUGUUGCUCGAGUCAGCAUCAGCCCUGGUACUUGUGUCGUUGUUGCUCGAGUCAGCUUCAGCCCUGGUACUUGUGUCGUUGAAGCUCGAGUCAGCAUCAGCCCUGGUACUUGUGUCGUUGAUGCUCGAGUCAGCAUCAGCCCAGGUACUUGUGUCGUUGUUGCUCGAGUCAGCAUCAGCCCAGGUAGCCCAGGUACUUGUGUCGUUGAUGCUAGAGUCAGCAUCAGCCCUGGUACUUGUGUUCUUGAAGCUUGAGUCAGCAUUAACCCUGGUACUUGAGCUGUUGAUGCUCAAGUUGGUCCUUGUUUUUGAGCCACUGAUGUUGGAGCGAGGGGUGUUUUACUGUAUUCUUCUUUGGCCUUAUUUAUUGUAUCAAUAUUGCAUGCCUAUGAUAAAUGAAAUGCGAGUGAAGCAUAAAUGUGAACUGGUAAUAUUACACCAUACAAAAGAUAUGUAUAUAUCAAGCACUGUACUGGGUGUAGCUCUGUGGAAUGUAGUGCUCUAUAAUGUUUGGUAACUCUGUGUAAUUUCCAUACUUCUUCACUCUUUCAAGUCAGAGUGAAAGCAUUGUCUGUCAGAUUUUGUGUAUGCUUUAUAUCUUCUGAAAACUUUGAAGAAAUUUCAUGAAACUUAGGUGGAAUGUUCAUCUUAGCAAGACUUAUAGAACCCAUCCUCCAUUUGCACCAACCCAGGUUUGCUUGUUUGUUUUGAAUCUAGGUUGAUCAUUUGAAAAAUGGCACCCUCCUCAAGAACACCAGUUUGGCUACAGUCUGGUGUCUUGCUUCAGUCUGGUGUCUGGUUAGAGCCUGGUGUCAGGCUACAGUCUGGUGUCUGGCUACAGCCUGGUAUCUGGUUACAGUCUGGUGUCUUGCUUCAGUCUGGUGUCUGGCUACAGCCUGGUAUCUGGUUACAGCCUGGUGUCAGGCUACAGUCUGGUAUCUGGCUUCAUCCUGGUGUUUGGCUACAGUCUGGUGUCGGGCUACAGGCUGGUAUCUGGCUUCAUCCUGGUGUUUGGCUUCAUCCUGGUGUUGGGCUACAGGCUGGUAUCUGGCUUCAUCCUGGUGUUUGGCUUCAUCCUGGUGUUUGCCUACAGCAUGGUGUCAGGCUACAGGCUGAUAUCUGGCUACAGCCUGGUGUUUGGCUACAGUCUGCUAUCAGGCCUUACUUGGGGCUUUUGAAUUGCAGUGCACUAGUAUUGUAGCAGAUCAUUAUUGAAAUUUCUUCAUAAAUCUCUCUUCUGUUAGAAAUUCUACACAUCUGAUCAGAUACUGUCCAAUUUAGAACUGAAG
Messenger RNA from Mercenaria mercenaria, 7193 nucleotides. RefSeq names its product tubby-related protein 4-like. The transcript is spliced from 16 exons. The record is from RefSeq and is a predicted model, not a curated record. Lineage: Eukaryota; Metazoa; Mollusca; Bivalvia; Venerida; Veneridae. Gene Ontology annotation, molecular function: protein binding. The coding region runs from base 1037 to 4648 and encodes 1203 amino acids.